AGAUCGAGAGACUUGGAGGUGUAUUUUGAGGAAUGUCGAUUAAUGGGGAACCUGGAGAAGAGGAUCCGCUCUUAAAAAGAAGUGGCAGUUCUCAAAAUACAUCGAUAAAUAACAGAUCACCACCCGAUCAAGCAGAAAGGAGAAGACAACCCGUCCAUUUUGGUUCCUUAUCAGACAGCAAUAAUCACGAUGGAGGAUCCACGACUGGCGUCCUCAUUAGAUACAGAUAUUACGGCCGACUUGCUCCACACAGCGAGAGCUCAUUUCAAAUGCCGGACCAUGUGGUGCCCCCUGAUUUCCACAUUGUCAUUCCUGUAAUUACUCAGGGGAAGCAAAGCAGUCUCAUAACUGUGUUCUCGUUAUGGAACACAAUGAUGGGGACCUCAAUACUGAGCAUGCCCUGGGCCAUCAGACAGGCGGGAUUUGUGACUGGGAUUUCCCUUUUGGUGCUGAUGGCCAUGUUAAUGUUUUAUACAAGUUACAGAAUCCUUAAGGCCAUGCAGUCUAUGGGUAAGGCAGACUCGGGCCUGGAUUUUUCUGACGUUUGUCGCUUGUCCCUGGGGAGGUGGGCCCAGGUUCUGGCGGUGGUCUCCUCCCUCCUUACUCUGAUGGGCGGGGCAAUUGUCUACUGGAUCCUCAUGUCCAACUUCAUCUACAAUGUUGUCAACUUCAUCUAUCACCACAGUACUUCACCUCAUAAUCAUGUUUCAAAUACAACAAACUAUAUUUGUCCAUCAAUGUCUCCACCAUCACAUGGUAACCAUAGUAACCACAGCUUAUCACCCAGUAGCUAUAGUAAUCACCAAUGGCUGCUCUCGGAUCAUUCACAUGAAUCAACAUAUGACAGAGUAUGGGAUGAGCAGUACACAGUGCCAUUUUUUCUAGUCUGUGUGUUAGCUCCCCUCAUCAACUUUAAAUCUCCCACCUUCUUCACCAAAUUUAAUGCACUUGGUACCCUUUCUGUCACCUACCUUGUUUCCUUUGUGGCCUACAAUGCUCACCAGUGGGGAUUCAACCUGAAAUUUGGGGGAGAGGAAAUUUCAGAUGAUCCUUAUCAUAUUUACAUUCCAGAGUUUCGAGGUACCUUUGCUGCUUUGACAGGGGUGGCCGCUUUGGCUUAUUUUGUACAGAACUGUGUCAUCUCCAUUUGUAGGAACCAAAAACACCCAGAAAACAAUAUACGAGAUCUCACCAUUGCGUACACAUUGGUGGCAGUGACCUACAUUUAUAUGGGAGUUAUGUUUUAUUCUUCAUUUCCACUUAACAAGGACUGCAUAGAAGAUAAUCUCCUGAACAACAUAGCUGACACAGACACGCUGGCUUUCGUGGCGCGGAUCGGUUUGUUUUUUCAGAUGGUCUGUGUGUUUCCUCUGUUACUGUACAUAUUCCGAGCUCAGCUUCUCUUCUCUUUGUUUGGGGAUGUCUGGCCAAGUGUGAAGCAUGUUCUUGUCCUAAAUCUAGUUCUAGUUGCCAUUUGCGUUGUUUUUGCUGUAUUUUUACCUCACAUUGGAAGCAUCAUAGGGUUUGUAGGAGCUUUUUGUGGAUUCUCGUACGCCAUUCUUCUUCCCUGUCUGGUCCACAUGAAGACGUUACGAGAGCAGGGCAAGCUCUCGGUCCCUGUUAUUGUGUUUCACUCGUUUCUUAUUCUAGUUGGACUUGCAAAUUUUAUAGGACAGUUUGUCAUUCUUGGGAAAACCUAAACCUCCUUGUGAUAAAUUUUCAAUGUCUAGUGACUAUUUAUUCAUUGUCAAAAUCUAUUAUACUCAUUUACAGGUUCAUGUUUAUGUUAAGUUUAAUUUUGUACAUUUUUAGUGUAUUGUGACAGUGUGUAAAGAUAAAAAAUACAUAGCAAACAUAUGAUAAACUAAUUUUUUUAUGUAUUACAUGGACAAGAGAAAUAUUUGUCAUAAUUUAGACUACUGUUUCACAUCAGUAAAAAACAAUCAAGUCCAAUUUAUUUUUCUAUUAUCAGAUUGUAAAAAGUCAGCAGCACAUUGAUGUAAAGCAGCUGUGAACUGGUACAGUAAAACUCGCUUAUAAUGAACACACUUAUAAUGAAUUGAUGCUUAUAGUGACUUGAAUUUCAUUCCUUGUCAGUUUCCAACAUAUUUAGAAGCUAAUGGUUAUAAGGAUUCAAGUUAAUAUUAACAUAGCAAAUAAUGAAGCAAAAUCACAUAUCCCUGGUUUUUCGUUAUACAUCUGUUUUACUGUACAUCCACCAAGUCGAUCUUUUCAGGGACUUUGUAUCACAGCAAAUUUAAAUUAACAUAAUUCACAAUUUUUUUUUUAUUAGCUCACCUGAGCCGAAGG
This is a messenger RNA of Saccostrea cuccullata (small rock oyster), 2310 nucleotides long. Its product is annotated as neutral amino acid transporter 9-like. Gene Ontology annotation, biological process: amino acid transmembrane transport. Bases 33 to 1700 code for a protein of 555 amino acids. The record is from RefSeq and is a predicted model, not a curated record. NCBI's taxonomy places the organism in Eukaryota, Metazoa, Mollusca, Bivalvia, Ostreida, Ostreidae. Gene Ontology annotation, molecular function: L-amino acid transmembrane transporter activity. The transcript has 16 exons.